Molecule: messenger RNA, 1995 nt
Organism: Pyrenophora tritici-repentis Pt-1C-BFP
Lineage: Eukaryota; Fungi; Ascomycota; Dothideomycetes; Pleosporales; Pleosporaceae
Biological process (GO): glycerol catabolic process
Cellular component (GO): cytosol
Molecular function (GO): glycerone kinase activity
Source: RefSeq, a predicted model, not a curated record
AUGGAGAAGCUAGUUCCUUUAGACUACAAAAUAACCAUCGAUCACCCCAUGUCUACCCGGAGUUCUCUCAAGGUUCAUCCACUCUACGUCUACUCCAUCAUGUACCAAAUCGCUACCAUGUCAUCCAAACACUUCAUCCACGACCCCUCCCACCUCGUGAAUACUGCCCUCCUCAGCAUUCCCCUGACCAACCCCUCUGUCCAAUGCGACAUCACCAACAAGAUAAUUUACCGUAAACCCAGUAGCAGCGCCUCGCAAGUCUCCAUCGUCUCCGGUGGCGGCAGUGGGCACGAGCCUUCCUUUGCGUCCUUUGUAGGCGCAGGGCUUCUCUCGGGCGCUGUCGCAGGUUCGAUAUUCGCGUCGCCGAGCGCCGAGCAAAUCCGAAGAUGUAUACUGCAUCGGGUGCAAAAGGACAAGGGUGUACUGGUUAUUGUGAUGAAUUACACGGGUGACGUAUUGAACUUUGGAAUGGCAGUGGAGAAGGCGCGCGCAGCGGGGUUUGAGGUCGACAUGGUGGUUGUGGGGGAUGAUGCUGGGGUGGGGAGGGCGAAGGGGGGCAAGGUGGGGAGGAGAGGAAUUGCGGGGACGGUGUUGGUACAGAAGAUUGCUGGGGCGUUGGCGACGAAAGGGGCGAGUCUGAAAGAUGUGACAAGAAUUGCGCGACUUGUUGCGGAUAACACCGUUUCGAUUGGAUCCUCGCUGGCGCAUGUCCACGUUCCGGGUCGCCGGGAGCCAGAGGACGAUGAGCUGAAGGACGGCCAGGUCGAGAUUGGCAUGGGUAUUCAUAAUGAAGCUGGCUCCGAACGCAAAUCGACCGACCUCCCGGGGCUUGUUAAGACGAUGUUGUCGCAUUGUUUGGAUGUCGCGGACCAAGAUCGAAGCUUCUCUAAAAUCACCGAGAAAGACGAGGUUGUGCUGCUGGUUAACAACCUAGGAGGCGUUAGUCCGCUUGAGUUGAGCGGUAUCACGCACGAGGUGGUCGAGCAGUUGGCGAGGAGCUUCAAGAUCAAGCCUGUGCGCAUACUCGCGGGCACUUUCAUGACCAGCUUGAACGGAUUGGGCUUUAGCAUUAGCUUGCUUAGAGUCGCCGAUACGGGAUCAGUAGGCGCUUCUAUGCUAGAGCUGCUUGACGCGCCCGCCGAAGCGAGUGGUUGGUCUGCAGCGAUCAGUAGUAGCACAUGGGCAAGACAGGGGGAAGCAAAGAAGAGUGAAGAACAGGUAGACGAAGAAGAAAUCCAGCCUAGCACUUUGAGGGUCAAUUAUGCGCAGGCGAAGUCGACCUUGACAAGUGCGUUGAAUAGACUAAUAGAAGCGGAGCCAGACGUCACUAGAUAUGACACGAUAGUGGGAGACGGCGAUUGCGGGAUUGGACUCAAGCGCGGAGCUGAAGCAAUCGUGAAGAUGCUCGAAACGGCAAAGGAAACAGAAGAUCUGCUGAUCCUUGUGAAUCACAUCAUUCAAGUGGUCGAAGUGGCAAUGGAUGGCACAUCAGGCGCCAUCUACGCCAUCUUCUUGAACGCCCUAGCCCAUGGACUGCGACAGAACGCACCCUCCUCGCCACAACUAGUGACCCCUGCAAUAUGGGCCAAGGCUCUUGACUCAUCGCUCAAAGCACUUGGCAAGUAUACGCCUGCAAAACCCGGGGAUCGAACGCUCAUGGACGCUCUCUACCCGUUCGUGGAGACACUGUCCAAGACUGACGAAAUCGACAAAGCGGCCGCAGCAGCGCAGAUUGGAGCGCAAGGGACCAAGGGUAUGAAAGCGAGUUUGGGGCGAACGGUGUAUGUCGGAGGCGAAGGGUUCCAAGAAGUGCCAGACCCAGGCGCGCAUGGGCUUGCGGAGCUUCUGCUGGGCCUGAAUGACGGAUUGAAGAAGUAGGAUGGAGCACUGAUGAGGGCGUAGGAGGGUAUCGUUGCUUGAUUCGUUUGGCGGUGACAACCGUCAUCGUGACGGCUAUGUAACUUUUGAUUCAAUCCAGCCCCAAAUCGUAUGCGC